CGCAGAGAGGGCGCUUUCUGCAAUUUUUCAAGUCCGUGGGUUGGACCCGACUUUUCUUUUGUGCUCCCGGAGGUCCUACACGUGUUGUGUUUAUUUAAUACAAAAGAUAUAUUUCAAAGAGCAAGUGAAGCAUGGAGUCCACGGGUUUCAUUGCCGCUGAAACCCCCAUGCCUGCCGACAAACUGAACAUGGUCGCUCAUGACACAGCUGCAUCGGUGAACCAGAAGACACCCAUCAGCAUCCUUCAGGAGCUGUGUGCCCGCAACUGCCUCACUCCGGAGUACAAGCUGCUGUCUGUCGAAGGCGCAGUGCAUGCUCCUACUUUCAUGUACAGGGUUCAGGUGGGUGAAGUGGUUGCCAAUGCCACUGGCCAGAGCAAGAAAAAGGCCAAGCACGCUGCUGCCAGGGCUAUCCUUGAAAAGCUACUUGCUGAUGAUGGUCCAUUUGCAAAGUACCGGGCUGCAGUCAUGGAGGACCUUCCUUCCAUGGAUCCAACAGAGACGGUGACCACAGCAGUAGGUGAGAUGGCACCGAGCAACAACGGGCUGCCUGGCAGCACCCCCUUGGGAGGCACCCUGGGAGGCACAGCGUCAGCGGCAGCUGGGGCCGAGGACGACGGCAUUGCGGGCAACCCGGUUGGGGAGCUGCAAGAGCUCUGCAUGAAGCUUCGGUGGCGGCCCCCUUUCUACGAGACCGUCAUUGAAGAUGGCCUACCCCACGAACGCACUUUUGGCAUCUCCUGCCUUGUCAACAACCUCAAUGAAAUGGGCAAAGGCAAGUCAAAGCGCCUGGCGAAACGUCAGGCUGCUAAGAAAAUGAUUGAACUUAUCAAGAAUGUUCAGAAUGGCCUCCUCAACGGCGAGGAUGAUAAGUUUGGCGAGCCUGGCCUCAACUCUGGCUCUGGUGGAUUGGGCCCCUGCAGCACUGUUCUCCAGGAGGCCAAGUGCUACAUGGGGCUGAAGGAGCAGAACAUCAGUGCGCUGACUCCCCGGCACAGCCAGCAGGUGGGGCAGCUGCUGCGGCAGUUGCAGGCCUCAGACGGUGCUCGGCUGACCAGCCUGCAGGGUACCUCUCUCAGCACGGCAGGGAUCGAUUACGUCGGCCUGCUGCGUGAGAUCGCUGACGAACAGAGCUUCGAGGUCACUUACGUGCCCAUAGACGAGCUCAGCCCCGAUGGUAAGCACCAGUGUCUGGUCCAGCUGACGUCACUGCCGCUGGCAGUGUGCUUUGGCACGGCCGACACGCCCGAGCAGGCACAGGUGGCUGCAGCGCGCUGCGCACUGCAGUACCUGAAGAUCAUGACCAAGAAGUGAGGCAGGCAGGGUACCUGGCUCAGCAGCAUGCUGGUCAACCUGGAUUGAACAGAGGAGUUCUGCCACCCACAAGGCAGAAAACCCUAGCAUUUUGAUGUUCAAGGUACCUUGUUCAAAGAAAACCCGUCUCUAGUCAGAUGAGCUGCACUUCGGCCUUUGGCUGUUCCCUCCUCUUCGUUCACCCGCGUCCUUAAUCCGACCUUGGGGCAGUGUUGCGUUCAUCCGGUCCCAUACAUGUGGGGCAGGGCCUAUAUGCAAAGCCAAGCCUGCGCAAAGGUUUACGUAGCUUUCGUGUCUGGUCGACAAGGGGACAAGUUGCUGCAGGCUGGCCUAUAAUGUCUUCCCAUUUUUUUAUUGGCUUCUACCUCUAGCCAAUUGCAUUCUUGCACAUCUCUCUUAGCAACAGCUCUCUCAGCAGCCAAGGCAUAGUUUAUUUUCUUUCCUUAGUUUUACCUUUAGACUGUUUACACUAAUGAAGGACUUCAGGUAGAUGGUUUACCUGAUCGAGGUAGUUUGUGAUUGAUGCAUUCUUCAGGUCUGUGCUGAAGGGCAGUUUACUCUUCUUGCUUGUUCCAAGAACGGCAAGAGAGGUGCAAUCACAGUAGCUUUCUCAUUAAAUGAGAUCUGUGGCUGCACGUUGUCAAAUUUUUAUUUGUUUGUGCCUCGAUCAAGGGUGUUUGCACCUGGCUCAAAGAGCUGGGACAAAAUGUUAUUGUGGAGGACAGACACCGAAAAAGUUAGGGGCCUUGAGGCAAUUUCAGAGAGUCUAGCCACGUUUUUCAAGACAAAAGACCUUUUUUAAAGGUGCUGCAUUUGUAAGACGCGUAAAUUCUGGCUCACUUGGCCAAUCACUAAACUGCGCUGGCAAGUUUUGCACGACAUACACAAGAAGAAAAAAAAAGAAAAAAGCCUUCUUUAGUGAUUUUGAUUGUGCAGUUAACAGCAAAAUUGCCAUUCUACAGUGCACUGCAUUUGACUAAGCUAAAUUCCCCUCUCAGUAGGAAAGUGCAGCAGCAAUGAAGGGAGAUAAACCCCUCUGCUUGUUUUCUUUACUAAAUGAUGAAGUUCCGCAAUCUUCGCAUCCAGACUGUCAGAAAUUGCAUCAGCAUUGCCGGUACAACUGCAUGUUUGAGACCUGUGUGGCAUUGCACUGCAGUUUUUCUGAAAUGGCAUCAUGCUGUAGUUAUAUUCGUUCUGUUUAGCAGUUGAUGCAUCUGCGUAGCUCACACAGUCUUAUAUAGUUGUGAAGAUUCACUUUGCUAUGCUGUGUUCUGUCUGCUCUGCAAGAGAGAAGUAGCCGCAAGAGAGAAAAAGAAAAAAAAAAUGUUUUUGUAACGCUUGUACGUUACCCGUGCGGAAACUGUUGCCAGAAGGGCUUUUUCUUCUUGAACGGACGCUACAAAAGGAGGGAUGAAGAGCGUGGCCUGUUUUUUCACACUAAGCAAAGAGCCAAAAUUGUGAACGAAGAUGGGGGAACAGCCAGCAACUCUAGCUGCAGAAAGCAUUUUCUCUCACAUUCCGAGGAACUGACACGAAUCGGGCAUCCAACGAUCUGAAAGUCUGGAGAUUGGGAGGGAGGACAGCCACACCAUCGUCUUAUAAGAUAUGUAUUUGAAUGCAUUUUUUAUUUUAAUUUUUUCCUGAAGCAGGUGUUGUAAAUCUAUAAUCAGAGUAUUGCUUACAGAGUCCCUUUGUUGUUCUCGCAAGCAUAUGGAGUAAGAUUUUAAUCUAGUAAUUUUUGUAAGACAAGUUUUCUUUUUUUUUUAAGCACUGGUUGAAGGUUAGAUGCUACAGUUUUGUACUGCAUGCUGCAGGCUGGGCAUCUCCCUUGGUAUUGUUGCACCAUUCUGUUCUUUUUUAUUAGUAGUAGUAUUAUUUGCUGUAGUAUAGUGCAUGCAUUUUGCCACAAUUGUGACUACAUAAGAUUGCUUUUGCAGCUUAUCUAUGGUUGCUGGUGUGUGAAGAUAAAUAGGAUGGGACUUCAGGCUGGCAAGGAGGGAAUGAAUAUUAACCAAUCAUGUAGAUGGGAAUUUUUCUCUUAACUAUCAAGCAUGUAGGCUAGCUUUUUUCCCAAUUUCCAACCUUUCAUCUGCGAGUGACAAAAUAAACGGUAAUCAACAA
This is a messenger RNA of Dermacentor silvarum, 3434 nucleotides long. RefSeq names its product interferon-inducible double-stranded RNA-dependent protein kinase activator A homolog. Lineage: Eukaryota; Metazoa; Arthropoda; Arachnida; Ixodida; Ixodidae. The coding region runs from base 132 to 1313 and encodes 393 amino acids. The record is from RefSeq and is a predicted model, not a curated record. The transcript has 8 exons.